Pyricularia grisea is the source of this 3389-nucleotide messenger RNA. RefSeq lists its product as uncharacterized. Gene Ontology annotation, cellular component: nucleus; cytoplasm. The coding region runs from base 285 to 2060 and encodes 591 amino acids. Gene Ontology annotation, biological process: regulation of gene expression. The record is from RefSeq and is a predicted model, not a curated record. The transcript has 3 exons. Gene Ontology annotation, molecular function: mRNA binding. NCBI's taxonomy places the organism in Eukaryota, Fungi, Ascomycota, Sordariomycetes, Magnaporthales, Pyriculariaceae.
GCGCAAAAUCCCGACACGACACCCACCAAUGUGAAAAACAAGACCAGAGCUUCUUCGUGCGACAGUCACUCUCUACCAUCUUCAAAGCGCUUUCGGUCAUUUGAUACGGCAUUUCACUUUGAAAAGCUGACCGACUGUCUUUCCUCUCCUGCCAAAAGGAGCACUCUUUACCCGAUCAAUUCUAGUAUUUAAUUCCCGACCGACCUUGACGGCCUUGUCCCUCUCGCAUCCGGAAAUCUCCAAAAAAAAAAGUCGCCUUUACGCCAGCCAGCCAGACACCCAAGAUGGCUGACCAACAGGCUAGUCUGCAGGAAAUCCUCGCGCGCCUUGGCGCUGCGCAAUCCGCAACACCCCAGCCUCCUCCUGGUGCGGGAGCUGGUCUACCUGCCUACCCUCCGCCUCAACAGUACCCAAACGCGCCGCCGCCUGCUCCCUACGGAGCGCCGAAUCCCUACUCUUACCCGCAACCUUCUGCCAGCGGUAGCGUUGACCUGUCCAAGGUGACACCCUACUCCUCCGGCGUCGUACCUGGUCCCGGCGCUGCCGGCGACAGCUUUCAGGACGCCAUCGCAAAGGCCCGGAGUUAUGCUUCGAAUCAUGGGGCUACCCCCUACGAGCGCCCAGCCAAUGGCUACGGUAACGAUCAUCGUGGUGGGCCCUCGUCUGGCUAUCCGCGAUCACGCUCACGCUCACCAAGACGCGAUCAAGGGUACGGUCGCGACAACUACAACUCGUACCGUGAGGAAAGACGAGAUGACCGCGGACGUGACCAAGGCUUCGGUCGGGACCGCGAGCGAUCAUUCUCUCCCCGCAGUCGUCGCCAGAACAACACUUUCUCACCUCGUGGCGGCCACGGCACUCGCGAGCGUAGUCCAAUUGGCGGCGGCGGCGGCGGCGACGACAACUCAGAGAUUAUGCAAAUCGAAGCAAGUCUUGUCGGUCUCAUCAUUGGCCGAGGAGGCGAGAACCUACGCCGCAUAGAAAAUGAUACGCAGUGUCGUGUUCAAUUCCUCCCUGCUGCCCCCACCGACGGCGACCAUCGCCAAUGCAAGAUUUCCGGGCCAGCUUUCAGGCGUGCCGAGGCUAGGACUGCUAUCAACCGCAUCAUUGACGACAGUGGCAUGGCACCUCUCAAUAGAGGUGGUGGCGGUGGCGGCUACAAUGCGGGCGGUAGAGAUCGCAAUGCCGUGAUCGAGCCCAAGGAAGGCGAGGAGUGCAUCCAGAUUAUGGUCCCCGAUAGAACCGUGGGCCUGAUCAUUGGGCGUGGUGGUGAGACGAUACGUGAUCUUCAAGAGCGAAGCGGCUGUCACAUCAAUAUUGUUGGUGAGCAGAAGAGCGUCAAUGGCCUACGUCCGGUCAACCUGAUAGGAAGCAUGGAGACUACCACACGGGCCAAGAACCUCAUCAUGGAGAUUGUGGACAGCGACACCCGCAAUGGGGGUGCUCCUGGUGGUGGAGGUGGUGGACGACCGCAGUACGGUGAUGGACCGCCUGGCCGUGGCCAGCGCGGCGACCACAUGGGUGGCGGACCUGAUAAGACGAACGAUUCCAUUUACGUGCCCUCGGAAGCCGUGGGCAUGAUUAUCGGCAAAGGUGGCGAGACUAUUCGUGAGAUGCAGAGCAGCACCGGCUGCAAGAUCAACGUUUCGCAGUCAUCUGGACCGAACGAAACCGAACGCGAAAUUGGGCUUGUCGGCAGCCUAGACGCUAUCGCAAGGGCGAAGCAGGCCAUCGAAGACAAAGUCGAAGCAGUCCGCCAGAAGAACAGUGGCGGCGGCGGCGGUGGUGGUGGUGGUGGUGGAUAUGGGGGACGUGGACGUCAUCGCGAUUAUGAUAACCCGAACUAUGGACAGGCAUCUAACCACAGCGCACCAGCAGCCCAGAGUCAGCAACCUCCUGCAGUGCAGGGUCAGCCGGCCGGAGGGGCUGCCGGAGCCGACCCGUAUGCAGCCUACGGUGGCUACCAAGCGUAUGCUGCCAUGUGGUUCCAAGCGAUGGCCCAAGCACAACAGCAACAGACCGGUGAUGCUGACAAGAAAACCGGCCCCCCUGGAGUUUAGGUGCUCCUUUGAGAUGCACUUCGCCAUGACGACUGCAACUGUGUGCUUGAUGCCAUGAUGCUCGCGAUAUGAGUAACUUGCCACGUCAUGAAUGCACCGACUGCCUGACAUGGAUUUUGAUGCCGUGCUCGCCUCCACGAUGCAACCAUUACCAACAACACCUAUCUUGGAUCACAUUACCCACGACAUGAUAUUGCACGACAUUCCGAUGAUUCUGGCCGCCCUUAAUCCUCUUCAUGACUUCCCUGUCCCGCCCAUAACAUCUUCUGGCACGUUUCCUCUUUUUUUUGUUUCUUGGUUUCUCCUAUGGCUCAGGGCGGCCAGCCGCACAUAUGCCCCGAAUGAAGUGUCGCUCAGCAGCGUCAUGCCGAGUUGUCUGUGAUGCUUGUCACUUCGCCAACAAAAGCUCGAAAUCCGUCCAGGCCGUGUUGACUGCAUAUUGCGAAUGGCGGUGACAUGCAUGGACAUUGCCACGCGCGCAUGACUUGGAUUGAUGAUUGAUCAACUUAAAAAGUCGUAAUCAUGGAUUCAUCCGCCUCACAGGAUCACGCGCGAGUACGGCUGUUAUUUGCUGAGGUCUGGCAUGCAUGAUCAAGAUGUCACCCAUGAGUACCGACAUGACGAAAAGCACAGUCCAGUUCCCCCUCCUCGUCCGGUUGUGGAAAAUAUUUGAAGGGAGUGACGUCUUGCUCGUAUCCCGACUUUUGAUUUGGUCUGGUUCCUUGAGACUGCGUCACUUGCAUCGUACCAUCAUACGCCCGCGUGCUUCGAAGCUAUUGCAAUUCUACUUGCAGCUUUCGAACAGGUCAGCUGCUUGAUUGUACCUUUGCCAUCACAACUCCUGGCAAUAAGAGAAAAUCCUCUUUGCAUGUUCUAUGUGAACGAGGAAUUCCUAUGCCAUAUAUGUGGUUUGAAUGGUUUAAAGGAGUUACGUUUGGUACUUGCUAGGUUUUUCGUCUUCUUUCUUUUCUCUGUCUCUCUUUACUUCUCUUUUUGGAAAAAGCUCCCAGUGUCUUGGGCGACUUGACGUUGGCCCAGCCUUGCUUCUCACUGAACAUUGAAUGGCAUUUCCAAAAGACCAUGAACGCCGACGAUACAUGGGUUUUUGAUUCAUUGAGAUUUUUCGCAUCUACGUCUGACGUCUGCUCGAAAAAGAAAUUACAUCAAGGAUGGGUCGGCAGGGUACAAAGAGUUUUCUAUUCUUUUGUUUUCUUCUAUCGGUUGGUCACAUUGCAUGGUUGCAUCAAGGUUUCCUGUCCUCUUUUUUCGCCCUCCUUUUCAUUUGCUUCUAUAGUGUAUAAUUACUUGGGAAAAAAGCACAUUUCAAAA